Messenger RNA from Eucalyptus grandis, 543 nucleotides. RefSeq names its product stemmadenine O-acetyltransferase-like. The transcript has 2 exons. The record is from RefSeq and is a predicted model, not a curated record. The coding region runs from base 1 to 543 and encodes 180 amino acids. Lineage: Eukaryota; Viridiplantae; Streptophyta; Magnoliopsida; Myrtales; Myrtaceae.
AUGGCGAGCACACAGCCCAUCGAUGCCAGAGGGGACAAGCUCUACACCGUCCUCCACGCCGUGAAUCUCCGGACGAGGAUGGAGCCGCCAAUAUCAGGGCACCACUUCGGCAACAUCAGUAGGAUAGCGAUUGCAGUGCCGACCAAGGACGCGGGCACCGACGGAGGCUACGAGAUAGUCCACCAGGUGAGGGAAGCAAUCAGGCAGGUGGAUAGGCAGUACAUAGCGAAGCUCCAGGACGGGGAGGGGUACCUGAACUGGCUGAAGGAGCGGUCUGCGAGGAUCUCGCAGGGCGAGGUGGUGUCGUUCAGUUUCACGAGCAUGUGCCGGUUCCCGAUCUAUGAGGCAGACUUCGGGUGGGGAAAGCCCGCCUGGGUCGGCUCGGCGAGCCUCACUUUCAAGAACCUGAUCGUCUUCGUGGACACCAAGUCCGGCGACGGCAUUGAGGCCUGGGUCCACCUCAAGGAGGACGACAUGGCCAAGUUUGAGCAGGAUAAGGAGUUGCUUGCGCUGGUUUCGCCUUCCGUGAGCGUCAAAAGCUAA